AUGCUCACCACCCGCGGUGCCGUUGCACGCCUCUCAAAGAGGGCCUUCAAGAGCGCGAAGCAAACGAACGCGUUCUUCUCCUCUGCUGCCCUUGCACACAGGGCGACCCUCCCUGCUCAACAGCACCAGCGUCCCGCUGUCCCCCGUGUCUCCCCUACCGCCCCCUCAGUCUCUGCCCGUACAUAUGCGACAGAGGCAAAGGGUGCGGCUGGCCACGUAAAAACCGUCAUCGGUGCCGUCGUCGACGUCCAGUUCGAGACUGACAACCUCCCUCCCAUCCUCAAUGCCCUUGAGGUCCAGGACUUCUCCGGAGGCCGUCUCGUCCUCGAGGUCGCGUCUCAUCUCGGUGAGAACUCCGUCCGUACCAUUGCCAUGGACGGUACGGAGGGUCUUGUCCGCGGCACCAAGGUUGUUGACACUGGUGCUCCCAUAAUGGUUCCCGUCGGUACUGCUACCCUCGGUCGUAUCAUGAACGUCAUCGGCGAGCCCAUUGACGAGCGUGGUCCCAUCAAGGGUGUCAAGCUCUCCCCCAUCCACGCCGAGCCCCCUCCGUUCGUCGACCAAUCCACCACCGCUGAGGUCUUGGAGACCGGUAUCAAGGUCGUCGAUCUCCUCGCGCCUUAUGCUCGUGGUGGAAAGAUUGGUCUCUUUGGAGGUGCCGGUGUCGGCAAGACUGUCUUGAUUCAGGAACUCAUCAACAACGUCGCCAAGGCUCAUGGUGGUUUCUCCAUCUUCUGUGGUGUCGGUGAGCGUACCCGUGAGGGUAACGAUCUCUACCACGAAAUGAUUGAGACCGGUGUCAUCAACCUCGAGGGUGACUCCAAGGUCGCUCUCGUUUUCGGUCAGAUGAACGAGCCUCCUGGUGCCCGUGCUCGUGUCGCUCUUACCGGUUUGACCAUUGCUGAGUACUUCCGUGAUGAGGAAGGCCAGGAUGUGUUGCUCUUCAUCGACAACAUUUUCCGCUUCACUCAGGCUGGUUCCGAAGUGUCUGCUCUUCUCGGACGUAUCCCCUCUGCUGUCGGUUACCAACCCACUCUCUCAACGGACAUGGGCGGCAUGCAAGAGCGUAUCACCACCACUAAGAAGGGUUCCAUCACCUCAGUACAGGCCGUCUACGUGCCCGCUGAUGAUUUGACUGAUCCCGCCCCGGCCACCACCUUCGCCCACUUGGACGCCACCACUGUAUUGUCUCGUGGCAUUGCUGAGCUUGGUAUCUACCCUGCUGUCGACCCUCUUGACUCCAAGUCGCGUAUGCUGGACCCUCGUAUUGUCGGCCAAGAGCACUACGACGUUGCCACUGCUGUGCAAAAGAUCCUCCAGGACUACAAGUCGCUGCAGGAUAUCAUUGCCAUUCUCGGAAUGGACGAGUUGUCUGAGGAGGACAAGCUGACCGUCGAACGUGCGCGCAAGAUCCAACGUUUCAUGUCGCAACCUUUCCAGGUCGCCCAGGUCUUCACUGGUUAUGAGGGCAAGCUCGUGUCCCUUAAGGACACCGUCCGUUCCUUCAAGGAGAUCCUCUCCGGCGCCCACGACUCCCUUCCAGAGUCCGCGUUCUACAUGGCUGGCACUAUCGAGGACGUCAAGGCCAAGGCUGAGCAGCUCGCUAAGGACAUGGCCUCAUAA
Cyclocybe aegerita is the source of this 1623-nucleotide messenger RNA. The record is from the annotation of a GenBank genome assembly. Lineage: Eukaryota; Fungi; Basidiomycota; Agaricomycetes; Agaricales; Hemipholiotaceae.